Molecule: messenger RNA, 1158 nt
Organism: Mercenaria mercenaria
Lineage: Eukaryota; Metazoa; Mollusca; Bivalvia; Venerida; Veneridae
Exons: 4
Coding region: 1-1158 (385 amino acids)
Cellular component (GO): nucleus
Molecular function (GO): DNA binding
Source: RefSeq, a predicted model, not a curated record
AUGGACGAAACGGGGCUAUCAUUGGCACCAAAACCCCCUAAAAUCAUUGCCCGUAAGGGUAGCAAGAUUGUACAUGCUAAAUCGUCCAACUCAAGAGAGAUGAUAACUAUAAUAGCAUGUGGAAAUGCAGCUGGGAGCAUCAUACCACCACAUGUUAUUGUCCCAGGCAAAACAAAGAGAGCACUGCACAGUUAUGACACUGGAAAUGCCCCUGCGGGCACACAGUGCAGCGUCUCUGACAGUGGAUGGACUAAACAGGGGAUUAGCGAACUUUGGUUCACAGAAACGUUCCUACCAAACAUUGGGCCUCAUAGACCUCAAGUGCUGAUUGUUGACGGCCAUGAUUCACACCACCAUGUUGAACUCAUAGGAGUGGCCAGGAAGGAGGGAAUAGUAAUAGUUGAGCUGCCCAGUAAAACAAGUCACUUUACGCAGCCAUUUGACAGGUCUGUUUUUAAGUCUUUUAAGACGAGCUGGGGGAGACAUGUACAGGACUUUACUUCGCAAACAGGGGUAGCUGUAGGACACUCCCAGUUCUUUAGAAUUAUGACAAAGGCGUGGAACGAUGCCCUCACCAGUAACAAUGUGAAAGCUGGGUUUGAAGCUACUGGUAUCUGUCCUUUCAAUCCAGGCGUCAUACCUGACAUUGCCUACAGUCCAUCAGAACUGUAUGUAGCAACGCCCUUAGAUCAAUGUAAGGAAGAGUGUAAUAAAGUGGAGCAAGUCCAUUCAAAUCCUUCCGUAGAAACCGCUGUUUUACCCACUGUUUGUGCUGCAAGCAGUAGUACAUGUACCGGAAAUGAUGUAAUUGUUUCAAUUGACAUAGAUGUACAUGAGAUGGACCAGGUUGUGGACCUACCUGUUUGUUUAGAUGAGAAUGGCAUGAUCAAGGUUCUUGAAGAGCAGUUAGGUCCACAGCAAGGUCCUGACCAAAGUCCUCAGCCAUCUGCUUCUAAGCCUGAGUGCAAUUCGUCAACCCUUCCCGAUCAAACUAGCAAUCUAAGGGAGUGCGAUGCAGCAUUCGCUUUAUCUGUGGUCGAAUCAGCAAUAACUGAUGAGAAAAUAAACCUGUAUAACAAUACAUACCAAUCAGGCAGCACACUAAACGACUCCAUCAAAACUGGAAGAAAAAGUAAAAAGGGAAAAGAAAAUCUCUGA